AUGGGGCAGAUCGUCGCAACCUUCGAAGACUUCUACUACGACGUCGCUGCUGCGACAUCGCGCAUGAAUGAAAAGCCGUUCAGCGGCUGCCUUGAUAUGUUCGAGAAGUUGACAGAGGCCGAGUUGCUGGCGAACCGCCUGUCCAAGGGGCAGUGGUCCACGGAGCAGUUGGAAAGCGGAGCUGGCAGCAGCAAGGACCAGCCGCCACAGGCCGGCAAGGAGGCUGUUCCCUGCUCGAAGGAGGUUGUGGCCGCGACUUCCAAGAACA
Messenger RNA from Symbiodinium sp. CCMP2592, 268 nucleotides. NCBI's taxonomy places the organism in Eukaryota, Dinophyceae, Suessiales, Symbiodiniaceae. The record is from the annotation of a GenBank genome assembly.